This is a messenger RNA of Oncorhynchus mykiss (rainbow trout), 4600 nucleotides long. Its product is annotated as E3 SUMO-protein ligase PIAS2. Gene Ontology annotation, molecular function: zinc ion binding; transcription coregulator activity; SUMO ligase activity. Lineage: Eukaryota; Metazoa; Chordata; Actinopteri; Salmoniformes; Salmonidae. The record is from RefSeq and is a predicted model, not a curated record. Gene Ontology annotation, cellular component: chromatin. Gene Ontology annotation, biological process: regulation of transcription by RNA polymerase II; protein sumoylation.
CAUCAGUAGUGUCCACUUAAUUUGAGGGCUGAGGAGAUAGGGUGUGCAGUUUGGACUGCAAUUUUAGUUUUCUUAUUUAAUCCCCCCAGGUUCCAGCUGGUGGAGGUAAUGCAACCAUUAACAUUGGCUUCCAACCGCCGUUAAACCCCAUAGAAGAAGAAGAAGAAGAAGAAGAAGAAGAAGAAACCCCCCCACCCCCCUGGUCACAUGACGUGGAGGUCUCCGGUCCGACGGACGAGAAAGUGGCGGAAUUUAAGGCGCUACGGAGCAUGGUAUCCAGUUUCGGAGUGUCGUAGCUACAAGUGUUAAAAAACACGAGCGGACGCAAGCACCCCCUAAAGAACGCCUUCUGCAGUCCAGCCCACUAUCAAGGAAUUGAAUCACCUGUGCCAUCGCAAGGCGGUAGACAGUAGUCUCCCUGACUUAGCGUCCAUCAAGUCAACAUUCUUCUAGGCAGAGGGAGGUUUUAUCUUGGUGAGUUGUGACCCUGGACUCUGACCUGGUCUCUGAUUCACUGGUCUUGUCUGGUGAUUCGCUGGUGCUUGACGAGGAGACCAAUAAGGAGUUGAGGAUGAACCUCCAGCAGCCCGCCCCUCUCAUCCCUCCAGUCCACCCAGACAUCCAGAUGAAGUCUCUCCCAUUCUACGACGUGUUGGAUAUCCUCGUCAAACCCUCCAGCUUGGGUCAGUGUGUCUCUGGAGCCAGUGGUGUUCAGAGAUACAACCAAGAUAAGUACUUCAUCUUCGCCUUGACGCCUCAACAAGUCAGGGAGGUGUGCAUCUCCAGGGACUUUUUACCAGGCGGCAGAAGAGACUAUAUGGUUCAGAUACAACUGAGGUUCUGUCUUUCAGAAACCAGUUGUCCCCAAGAAGACAACUACCCAAACAGUCUCUGCAUUAAAGUCAAUGGGAAGCUGUUCCCCCUUCCGGGUUAUGCCCCUCCCCCUAAGAAUGGAGUGGAACAGAAGAGACCAGGAAGACCUCUAAACAUCACCUCAUUGGUCAGAUUGUCCUCUGCAGUACCCAAUCAGAUCUCUAUAACGUGGGCACCUGAAAUCGGAAAGACGUACUCUGUGUUGGUGUACCUGGUGAGACAGCUCACCUCACCUCUACUGCUGCAGAGGCUCAGGAUGAAGGGCAUCAGAAAUCCAGACCACUCCAGAGCGCUGAUAAAAGAGAAGCUGACAGCAGACCCUGACAGUGAGAUUGCUACAACCAGUCUGAGAGUGUCUCUCAUGUGCCCUCUGGGUAAGAUGCGUCUGACUGUGCCGUGUCGAGCUCUCACCUGUUCCCACCUGCAGUGUUUCGACGCAGCCCUCUACCUGCAGAUGAAUGAGAAGAAGCCCACCUGGGUCUGUCCUGUCUGUGACAAGAAGGCCCCCUACGAGAGCCUGAUCAUUGACGGGUUGUUCAUGGAGAUUCUGAACGACUGUUCCGAUGUGGAUGAGAUCAAGUUCCAGGAGGACGGGACCUGGUGCCCCAUGAGACCAAGGAAAGAGGCCCUCAGUGUGUCCUCAACCUGUAUCCCAAAAAUAGAACCACGUCAGUGUGCGGUGGUCCCUCCCCACAGAGAGCCCAGCUCGACCAAUAAGAAGGCAGAUGUGAUCGACCUGACCCUAGAGAGCUCGUCAGAGGACGAGGAGGAGGAGGAGGACCCUGACCCGCCACUCAAGAAGCGAUGCCUCUACAUGUCCAAGACCGAGGAGGUGCACGCCAAGGGAGUGUUGUCCUAUCAGCCGUCGACGGUGUGCCUGCCAAACGUACAUGCCCUGGACACAUCAUCCUACCUGACGAACUCACUGGCCGACUAUACAGUCCCCUUCCACCACUCCACCCUGUCCACCGUCCCUACGGACAUGCAGGGUCUGGAUCUGUUCUCGCUGAUCCAAGGUGACCCGCAGCAUUACAGAGCUCCCAUGUUCCUGGAUAGCCUGACCAGCAGCCUGCAGGGUGCCACCACUAGCGCCGGCCUGGUGUCCUCUUCUAGCCAAUACGACACCAGUUCCCACCUCUUCUCCACCUCUUCUUACCAAACUGGGGUUAUUACCGGGGGAGGGGUAGGGUCCAACAGCAUCUCAGACAUCAUCUCAUUGGACUAAUUCUCUGGUCCCUGUGAGCUCAUUGGACUGAUUUGUCUUGUCACUCACAGGAGCCUUCUAUCAGAAGCCUUCAAUUGGCUGUGUCCUGAAAUGGAAUCAUAAUCCCUAUAUAGUGCACUACUUUUGGCCGUAAAGCAGAAAAUAGUGCACUAUAUAUGUAAUAAAGUCUGCAUCAGAAAUGGCAUCAUGUCCAUAGGCCUUCACCACUGGGACAGACUGUGGUCUUCACCACUGGGACAGACUGUGGUCUUCACCACUGGGACAGACGGUGGUCUUCACCACUGGGACAGACUGUGGUCUUCACCACUGGGACAGACUGUGGUCUUCACCACUGGGACAGACUGUGGUCUUCACCACUGGGACAGACUGUGGUCUUCACCACUGGGACAGACUGUGGUCUUCACCACUGGGACAGACUGUGGUCUUCACCACUGGGACAGACUGUGGUCUUCACCACUGGGACAGACUGUGGUCUUCACCACUGGGACAGACUGUGGUCUUCACCACUGGGACAGUAAAGAUACAUUCCUUUCGCCAGACCCUUGCUUUGUAGGUCAGAGUUGAUGAAAGGAUAAGAAAAUUAGAGGCCCCACACCUAGACUCCACGUUGACCUGAGGUGGCCGCCUCACCCGCAGACUCCACGUUGACCUGAGGCGGCCGCCCCACACCUAGACUCCACGUUGACCUGAGGCGGCCGCCCCACACCUAGACUCCACGUUGACCUGAGGCGGCCGCCCCACCCGCAGGCUCCACGUUGACCUGAGGCGGCCGCCUCACCCGCAGACUCCACGUUGACCUGAGGCGGCCGCCUCACCUGCAGACUCCACGUUGACCUGAGGCGGCCGCCUCACCCGCAGACUCCACGUUGACCUGAGGCGGCCGCCUCACCCGCAGGCUCCACGUUGACCUGAGGCGGCCGCCUCACCCGCAGGCUCCACGUUGACCUGAGGCGGCCGCCUCACCCGCAGGCUCCACGUUGACCUGAGGCGGCCGCCUCACCCGCAGGCUCCACGUUGACCUGAGGCGGCCGCCUCACCCGCAGACUCCACGUUGACCUGAGGCGGCCGCCUCACCCGCAGACUCCACGUUGACCUGAGGCGGCCGCCUCACCCGCAGACUCCACGUUGACCUGAGGCGGCCGCCUCACCCGCAGACUCCACGUUGACCUGAGGCGGCCGCCUCACCCGCAGACUCCACGUUGACCUGAGGCGGCCGCCUCACCCGCAGACUCCACGUUGACCUGAGGCGGCCGCCUCACCCGCAGACUCCACGUUGACCUGAGGCGGCCGCCUCACCCGCAGACUCCACGUUGACCUGAGGCGGCCGCCUCACCCGCAGACUCCACGUUGACCUGAGGCGGCCGCCUCACCCGCAGACUCCACGUUGACCUGAGGCGGCCGCCUCACCCGCAGACUCCACGUUGACCUGAGGCGGCCGCCUCACCCGCAGACUCCACGUUGACCUGAGGCGGCCGCCUCACCCGCAGACUCCACGUUGACCUGAGGCGGCCGCCUCACCCGCAGACUCCACGUUGACCUGAGGCGGCCGCCUCACCCGCAGGCUCCACGUUGACCUGAGGCGGCCGCCUCACCCGCAGGCUCCACGUUGACCUGAGGCGGCCGCCUCACCCGCAGGCUCCACGUUGACCUGAGGCGGCCGCCUCACCCGCAGGCUCCACGUUGACCUGAGGCGGCCGCCUCACCCGCAGGCUCCACGUUGACCUGAGGCGGCCGCCUCACCCGCAGGCUCCACGUUGACCUGAGGCGGCCGCCUCACCCGCAGGCUCCACGUUGACCUGAGGCGGCCGCCUCACCCGCAGGCUCCACGUUGACCUGAGGCGGCCGCCUCACCCGCAGGCUCCACGUUGACCUGAGGCGGCCGCCUCACCCGCAGGCUCCACGUUGACCUGAGGCGGCCGCCUCACCCGCAGGCUCCACGUUGACCUGAGGCGGCCGCCUCACCCGCAGGCUCCACGUUGACCUGAGGCGGCCGCCUCACCCGCAGGCUCCACGUUGACCUGAGGCGGCCGCCUCACCCGCAGGCUCCACGUUGACCUGAGGCGGCCGCCUCACCCGCAGGCUCCACGUUGACCUGAGGCGGCCGCCUCACCCGCAGGCUCCACGUUGACCUGAGGCGGCCGCCUCACCCGCAGGCUCCACGUUGACCUGAGGCGGCCGCCUCACCCGCAGGCUCCACGUUGACCUGAGGCGGCCGCCUCACCCGCAGGCUCCACGUUGACCUGAGGUAAUGAGGAACAGAAGAUUGCCUUUUCUAUUGGAUGAACUGACAUGGAAGCAGGAAGUGGGACUAUGGUUGACGGUGUGUAUUGUUUGAAAUGGUUGUGUGUCAGUACCUAGGAGGAGUCAUCCCAAGGCAGCUCAUUGUUGUUUUACUAACUAAUUAAGGGUUCAAGGAGCAACACAAUGUAAAACCCCAUUGUACGGUACAUUCGGAGUAUUUAUACCCCCAUUGAUUUAUUAAAUAUUAUGUUACAGCCUAAA